Molecule: messenger RNA, 2104 nt
Organism: Larimichthys crocea (large yellow croaker)
Lineage: Eukaryota; Metazoa; Chordata; Actinopteri; Sciaenidae
Gene: apool
Product: apolipoprotein O-like
Exons: 11
Coding region: 118-1488 (456 amino acids)
Biological process (GO): cristae formation
Cellular component (GO): MICOS complex
Source: RefSeq, a predicted model, not a curated record
CCGGCUCAGUCCGGUAGGUGUCGGUAGCGCACCGCGGUUUGGACCGUUAACUUGGCAGCGACGACUGGGAGAGCCCAAAGAAGAAGAAGGAGGAGAAGAAGGAGGAGCGGUGCUGUCAUGGCGGCCAAGGUGGUGAUAGUGGCCGUCCCGACGGUGCUGGGCAUAGCCUCCAUUCGUGUGUGUACAGAGAGCGAAGCACCCGCCGACGGGCUGGUUAAACGAGAGAAGCUGAACGUCUACACCCCCCUGCCCGGGCCUGCCCAGCCUCAGUUUGUUCCAGAGGAGCCCGGUGUUAUUCAGAGUGGGUUAACAACAGCGAGAGAGACCAUACAACCAUUGUUCCAGGCUGUAAAGGGCGCCUGUUUCUCUGUAAAAAGUGGAAGUGUUAAUCUAUACCAUGCAGGAGAGGAUGUGUUUUAUUACUUAAAGGACCCUCCUCCGGAGUUUCUACCCAGAUUUGGUACCAUCACCAUGGCUGGCCUGCUUGGCAUGUUCUUGGCACGGAAAGGCUCUCGUUUCAAGAGGGUAGCCGUUCCUCUGGGUCUGAUGAGUGCAGGAGCGUCGGUGUGCUACCCGGCCCAGGCGGUGGCUGUGUUAAAGGUGACGGGUAAGAAGGUUUAUGCUGCAGGGAAUUGGAGCAAGGCUGCAGUGUCUUCACUGUUCACCCCCAAGCCCCAGGAACUCGUACCGAAAGAGACUGCUGCUCCACAGUUUAACAGUCAUGAAGCGGCAGCCGCAGUGCCAAAUCCAGAGCUGACAGCAGUUGAAGAGGUAAUCUCCAGCCCAGUCCAGAGCUCUACAAUCCCAGAGAUAGAGGUAGAAUCAGCAGAGUCUGUUCCUGUCUCCGAUGAGCCCGCUGUCACUGUGGUACCAGAGGAGGCGUCAUCAGUAACACUCGCAGACAUAUCCCCCGACCAGACCCCUACAGAGACCAACACAGAUCCAGUGGCACAUUCAGUGCCAGCAGAGGCAACGACCACCACUGAGGAAAUACCUGCGCCUGUUGAAAGUGAGGAGCCCUCAGACAAAAAACAAGCAGCAGAGGAUGAAUCCACUGACGUCAGCACAGCUGAGUCCACGCCGAGCGUAGAACCAGAGACGGGAGAGUCAGCUCCAUUGGAGGCUGCUGCAUUGGAGGCUGCUCCAUUGGAGGUUGCUCCAUUGGAGGCUGCUCCAUUGGAGGUUGCUCCAGUGGAGGCUGCUGAAGUCGAGUCUGUUCCUUCCUCUGAAGAACCACCUGCUCCAAAGGCCUCAGAGGAGCCAGCAGCAGCAUUUGAAUCAGCUGAUCCUGAACCUGCUCCUCAACCCGAGGUAGCUGCCCCACCACAAGUCGAAGAGACGCCAGCUCCAACGCUCACACCACCACCUCCUCAACAACCUGAAGUAAACAGCAGCAAAGAUGGCUCUGGUUUCAAGGCAGACCCUGCUAUCAUGGACUUUGGCCAGUCCAGCCCCGAGGAUGAAGACCUGUACAGCACACGGAGCUGAGAUCCCACAGUACCACGGCGUCGGGAGAAACCUCAUUCCAACACUGCCAUCUCACAUCUCAUCCAGAUUAUCAAACACUAUCAUGUAUCAUUAGGCUGUGUAAAUAGGCCGUUUUGCAAGCGAGCAGAGUUAGAAAGUCUUUCAUCAGUAUUUCCAUUCUCGCGUUUUUUGUUUUUUUUUUUCAACCCACAUCAUUAAUUUUUCCACAGUAAAGGUCCAAAAACAUUUGCAUUGUAUCAGCGAUGCAGUGAAUUCCGGUACACAGAACUGUCUGUUUGUUUAAACGGGCGGAAACCUGGUGAGAAAUACACCCACAACCUUUUACAAGUGUUUUUAAUUCUCAGAUUGUGAUUCACAGAUGGCAUGUGGAUUGUGAAAUGUUCUCUCUGUAUGUGUCACUUAACAAUUAACUGGCUUUCGUGCUACAGCUUUCACUCUCAUGAAUGCAUGGUGCUUUUAUUUAUUUGUAAUUUAGCCCAUUGCGUUGAUCAAAGUUCAAAAUACCGCCCAUGCGCUGGUACUGGUUACACGAUGGACGCGUGCUGUUCAUUUUGUCACAUCAGAAAUGAUUUUGGUGUUUAAAACCAAAAAUAAAUCUAUAUUUUUCUCAAAUUCA